Messenger RNA from Elaeis guineensis (African oil palm), 924 nucleotides. RefSeq names its product VQ motif-containing protein 8, chloroplastic-like. The record is from RefSeq and is a predicted model, not a curated record. Gene Ontology annotation, cellular component: nucleus. Lineage: Eukaryota; Viridiplantae; Streptophyta; Magnoliopsida; Arecales; Arecaceae.
CUCAAGAGACAAAAAAAAAAGGCACCAUCAUCUCCUUCCUCCAUUUCUCUCUUCCCUUGAAUCCUUUCGAACUCUAUCUUCAUCAUGAGCCCUUCGUCACGAGAGAUCAACGGCCCCCGCCCGGCCCCUCUCAAGAUCCACAAGGACUCCCACCUCAUCCACAAGCAAUCCUCCUCCUCCUCCUCCUCCUCCUCCACCACCCACCACCACCGCCACCACCCCAUCAUCAUCUACACCCACUCCCCCAAGAUCAUCCACACGCAGGCCCGCGACUUCAUGGCCCUCGUCCAGAAGCUCACCGGCCUCUCCCACUCCACCGACGACGACGACGCCGACACCGCCACCGACAAUCCCCCUCCCCCGCCAUCCAACAUCCCCUGCAAGGACGCCGACGCGAUGCAUGCGGCUAACGACGAUUCAUCGUCGUCGUCGGAGGUCGUCCACCAUGUGGGCUGCCCCUCGCUGCCAUCCGCUGCGGCCACCAUGUCGCCGCUCGGCUUUGACCACCCGCCACCGCCGGCUAGCCCGUUCCUGUCGGAGAUCCCGCUCUUCACACCCAACUCCUCGGAGUUCUUCUGCUCGCCAAGGUCUUUCUAUAGGUACCCGGAGUCGGCGCUGUUCUCGCAAUCCAUUCCGAACAUGGGCGGCUCCAUCUCGCCUUCCAUCAUGGAGGCCAUGAAGGCUUUCCCCGACCACUGAGAUUGGCAGGAGGGCCUGGUUUUCAUGGAAGGAUAAUAAUUUAUCUUGGUUAAUUAGUUUAUUUUGGUUGGCGCAUCCUAUGAGCUCCGAAGGCAAAUGUGAAUAAUAUGAUUCAAUUCGUUCUUUGUUACCUUAGCGAGGAGAGGAAUUAGACUCCUUGUAAUUUGAGGUUGAUUGGUUUCAUUGCCUCAUUCCUUUUUCUUCAACGAAGUGAAGGCUUGCAUC